This is a messenger RNA of Magallana angulata, 30773 nucleotides long. RefSeq lists its product as uncharacterized. Gene Ontology annotation, cellular component: extracellular region. The record is from RefSeq and is a predicted model, not a curated record. The coding region runs from base 257 to 30136 and encodes 9959 amino acids. The transcript has 135 exons. NCBI's taxonomy places the organism in Eukaryota, Metazoa, Mollusca, Bivalvia, Ostreida, Ostreidae. Gene Ontology annotation, molecular function: chitin binding.
UUAUCGCGCGAGAUUAAACAAGCACCUUGUUUUGUAGAACGAAAGAGGGGAGAAGCUAUAUUAUUACUUUCGGAAAUUGUUGUGUCCCCAAGUGAUCAUUAUGUGAUAUUGAUUUAAGGAUACCACCCUCUCUUGCAUGAGAGUUGUUUCGCUAUAGAUAUACAUUCUUCAGUGUUGUUUCGUCGUCUUUUUUUGUGAAUAUUGAAGAUAAUUUUGCUACCCCGGGUGCAAGCCGGUCUUGCAAAAUCUGCCCGGAAUGAAAUAUACGUUUCGAUUUGUUUUGGUUGUGGUAUGCUGGUCAUAUUCACAAUAUGUUGCUGAUGCCCAGUGUAACUGUGCAACCGACUGCAAUACCAACUGUCCUGUUGGAACACAUUAUGAAAGCGGCUCCUGUGUAACCUGUCCCCAGGGACACUAUUGCCCAGGAGGGAGCAGCCCCAAAACAGCAUGCCCGGGCGGGAAGUAUGUGGGCACAACAGGAAGUGGCCAGCUCUCGGACUGUGAUACAUGUGUGGCAGGAAAAUACAGCAGUGCUGGAUCAACGACAUGCUUGGACUGUCCCGCGGGGAAAUCUUGUGGAGCAGGAACAGAGACGCCCACGGACUGUAAUGCUGGCCAUUACUCCCUGGGUGGGGCCUCUACCUGCACCCCUUGUCCCAUCGGCUCAAUGUGUACCGCCAAAGACCAGGGUCCAACUCUAUGUCAAGAGGGAUAUUACACGUCAUCCACAGCUCAGUCAUCUUGUCAGAAAUGUCCCGCGGGAAGUGAGUGUCCAAACAGAGGGACACCAGUCCAGUGUAGUGCUGGUUAUUACUCCGUGGAGGGGUCGGGGAUAUGUGAUUCCUGCCCCCCGGGCUUCUACAGCUCGGCUGCUGGAGCCAGUAGUUGUUCAUCAUGCCCCGAGGGCAAUGCCUGCAGUGGAAACGGCACCUCCUCCCCCACACCCUGUGCUGCAGGGUAUGUGGCGCCAGCUGAAUCCCCCACCUGCACUCUCUGUGCCGCAAAUGAGAUUCCAGAUGGCACACAGAAGUUGUGCGCCAGUUGUCCUGCAGGAAAAGCUUGUACCGAUCCAGCAGUGACACCGACCGACUGUAGCGCCGGAGAGUAUGCUGUUCUUGGAAAUGGGACUUGCUCACGAUGUCCUAAAGGAAAAUACUGCCCCACCAAGACAGCCGCGCCUCUGGACUGCUCCUCAACCCAGUACUCAGCUGAGGGAGCCACCUCUUGUAAAGACUGUCCUGUGGGCGAGUCCUGCCCCACCCCAGACGCCACCCCUGUACAGUGUGAUCCCGGCCAAUACAGCGCUGCAGGAGUGAUCACCUGUACCGACUGCUCCGCUGGGAAGUACUGUCCCCAGGGAUCCGCCUUGCAGACCGACUGUCCGGAUGGAUUCUGGUCCACAACCAAACAGGAUGCCUGUGCUCAGUGUCCCGCCGGGAAAUACUGCUCCAAGACAGCGGAGACAGACUGUCCAAGUGGGACCUACUCUCUGGGGAUGGCCACUGCCUGCUCAUACUGUCCAGCUGGUUACGAGUGUACAAAUCCUGCGGCCUCACCCAACGCAUGUAACCCAGGAGAAUACAACAUCAAUGGAUCAACCUCAGCGUGCACGCUAUGCCCGGGCGGGUCCAUGUGUCCACUGACUACUGCUGCCCCCACCCCCUGCUCAGCAGGCUACCUGAGCAGCCCUGGGCAGACAGAAUGCUCUCAGUGCCCGGCGGGCUAUGCCUGUCCUGACAACACAGACGCUACCAAGAACUACGCCUGUCAUGCUGGUUCCUACUCCAUUGCUGGUUCCAUGACCUGUACAGCAUGCUCCGCCGGCAGUUACUGUCCUAGUACUAGCUCGUCCAAUGAGAUUCCUUGUCCAGGAGGGACAUACUCCUUGGGUAAUUCCUCGUCCUGUACCAAGUGUACCCCAGGAGAGGUGUGUCCAAACGCUGACGGUACAGGGAUCCAGACCUGUCUCCCGGGGACCUACUCCGUGGCUGGGUCGUCGACCUGUGUGGACUGUCCUGCAGGGUAUGCCUGUUCCACGACUAACUCCUCCCAGCAGAUCCAGUGUCUCCCAGGCACCUACUCACUGACCAAAGCCACAGAGUGUACACCAUGCCCCGCAGGAUUUGCAUGUCCCACGACCAACAAGAAUACCCAGAUUCCGUGUGAGGACGGGACGUACUCCGUCGGCAACCAGACUUCCUGCAUCACCUGUCUUUCGGGAUACGAGUGUCCUGACUCCGCCACCAACAGCUCAACACCCUGUCAGCCUGGCUACUACUCUCUUGGGGGACAGAAGGCGUGUACCAUGUGUGACGAGGGGUAUAGGUGUCCAAACACCUACGAGGGCCAGACCCUGUGUCCCCCGGGUUUCAUAAGCCCAGCGGGCUCCACCAACUGUACAGCAUGUGACCCGGGCUAUUACUGCCCAGAACCAGAAUUUUCCAGAAAAUCAGAGUGUCCGGCAGGCUCCUACUCCACAGGUGGCGCCACCGCCUGUCUGCCCUGUGACCCAGGCUAUACCUGCUCCAUGGGCUCUACUAACUCCACCCCCUCGGCAGACAUCUGUCAGGCCGGGGGAUGGUGUGAUGGGAAGACCUUCUUCCGAUGUCCUGCCGGGACGUACAAUCAAUUCAAUGGAUCCAUCGACUCGACGGCAUGUGUCCUAUGUCCACCAGGUUACUACUGCCCUGGCCCAGGUGAAACCUCCUACACCCAGUACCCCUGUCCCACGGGCCACUACUGUCUCCAGGGAACCACAGUCGGCACCCAGUUCCCCUGCGCUGGUGGAUCCUACAAUCCGGAGCAGAACUCCACCAGUGACACUGCUUGUCUCCCAUGUCCAUCUGCCAAGUACUGCCCCAAGGGGACCUCAGACACAGGCAUAGACUGUCCCAGAGGAUUCUACUGCACAGGGGGACAGUCCUCAGGGUUUCAACAUCCCUGCCCUGUUGGAACUUACGGACCAGACCUUGGAUUUGACAACGAGACGCAAUGUAUUCAGUGUCCGGCUGGGUUUUACUGCCCCGGGGGCACAGAGUCUCAGCCGACUACGGCCCCCACCCCCUGUCAGCCUGGAACCUACAACCCUGACGCCAACACCGGCCACCCGCUCAACUGUCACAAGUGUGAUAUAGGUUUCGCCUGUCCGGAGAUUAACCACACAGCUUCGGUGGUACCCUGUAAACCAGGUUACUACUGUCCACUUGGAACCAUUGCGGAUGACCAGUACCCAUGUAUACCAGGGACGUACAGUGACAAAACCAACCUGUCAUCAGCUGACCAGUGUGACGCCUGUCCAGAGGGCAAAUAUUGUGAAUGGGGAACAAACAACUCCACCAACCCCCCAAAGCCAUGCUGGCCGGGAUACUACUGUCCACUGCAGUCCCCCUCCCCAGAAAAAUUCCCCUGCCCUGCUGGGACGUACUCGGACCGAGCAGACUUGUAUGAGGCCGCCCAGUGCUACACCUGUCCUCAGGGAUCCUACUGUGAAGGUGGUCUCAGCACCACUCAUGGCACCUGCCCUCGUGGGUACUACUGUCCCAACGGAACCACGGCAGCGACAGAGUACGGAUGUCCAAAUGGAACAUAUAAUAAUGUUGAGGGACUCUAUGAGGAAGCCCAGUGUAAAAACUGCUGGCAAGGUCAUUAUUGUGAGUUUUCGGUCUCUGCGCCCGUAAAAUGUAAAGCUGGUACCUACAUGCCAUACGGAGUGAACCAGACAAGUCAAGCUCUGGUUGGACCAGGUGCCCCUGCCAAGAGACAAUUUGAGUGUAUCACCUGCCCAGGAGGAUUUUCGUGUCCCCUGGGGACAAUUUAUCCAUAUGACUGUACCGUUGGGUACUACUCCAAACCAGGGCAGGAAGUCUGUGAAACGUGUCGAAUAGGACACUACUGUGACAACUCGUCAACGUCAGAGGAAGCCAUGGUCAACACCAAGAAGUGUCCCCCGGGGCGCUACUGUCUGGCUGGCCUGACCAAGGAACCGGAUGCCACAGACUGCUCCGUGGGGAGAUACUGUCCUGAGGGUACUGUGGAGGAGCUGAAGUGUCCCACAGGAACCAUCAGAAAAACGGUGAAGGCGUACGAUGUCGACACCCACUGUGAACCCUGUCAGGCCGGGUACUACUGUCUGGAAGGGUCAUCCACAGAGUCAGGGCCCUGUGAGACCGGCUACUACUGCCCCACAAACUUCACCAAUCCCUACGGUCUUCAUCCUCCAACCAUCGGAUCUUACGGAGCUAGACAGGUGCCCUGCCCAGAGGGAACUUACACCAAUGUGACAGCCACCCCUGAUGUGGGCAGCUGUCAGACCUGUCCCGCGGGCUACUACUGCCCGCUAGCUUCCAGCAUCCCCACAGACUGCCCACGAGGGUCAUACUGUGUAGCAGGCUCCUUCAAACCAGAACCGUGCCCUAUUGGUAGAUACGGAAACACAUCAUUACUGAAGACCUUGACCGAGUGCCCUCCGUGUGACCCUGGUUGGUACUGUGACGCCCCCGGUCUCCUACAGCCCCGAGCUCCCUGUGACCCUGGAUAUCUCUGUUAUUCUGGAGCCUCCACCUCCGCCCCCACUGAUGGUACGACUGGAGAGCUCUGUCCCAGAGGAGGAUUCUGUGUCUCAGGGUCGUAUGUCGCCGAGCCCUGCCCCCUGGGAACCUACAGUAAUGUAUCAGGUGCUGUCAAUAACUACGAGUGUUUCGAUUGUGACGCUGGGUACUACUGUUCCUCUGUGGCUGGUGGGGCUCCCACAGGGGCCUGCUGGGGAGGGUACUACUGUACAGGUGCUGCCAAAACCCCCAUACAACACAUCACUGACCCAGGUCACUUUGCUCCCAAUGGCUCUAUGGCUCAGUAUGAGUGCGAGAUAGGGACGUACAUGCCGUACAACGGUUACGCUGAAUGCUUUGAGUGUCCACCAGGGUUCUACUGUCCAGACAAAGGUAUGACCAACAGAACUGCUUGUCCAGCCGGAUCAUACUGCGGAAACGGAAGCUACGUUCCCACAUCAUGUGAACCAGGAUAUUACUCCAACCUAACCCACCGAACCAACAUCAGUGACUGUGAACCCUGCCCCCCGGGCCGCUACUGCCAGAACCGUGGGGCGACGGAAGUGACAGGCAUGUGUAAGGCCGGACACAUCUGUUACGGCUUGGCCCUGUACAACGACCCAGUCUACAACAACGACACGUCGGGCAACAAGACCGCCAUCCUGUGGGGAGACACCUGUCACCCGGGCUACUACUGCCCAGAGGGCACCUCAGUCAUGGUGCCCUGUCCCCGGGGAACAUACAACCCAGACAGGAGUGGCACCUCAGAGACGGCCUCCUGUAAAUCAUGUGACCCCGGGAAAUACUGUAACGGAACAGCUCUAACUGAGGUCACAGGGGAGUGUUCCGCUGGUUACUACUGUACGGGUGGGGCCUGGAUCCCUGACCCCGUGGACAAUGUGACAGGUAACAUCUGUCCCCAGCAUCACGUGUGUAAGGCAGGGUCAGACACGCCCAAAACUUGUUCCAUCGGUUACCAUGCCAACAGUACGGGGAUGUCAGACUGUCAGCUGUGUAUGGCGGGAUUCUUAUGUAGUCCAGGGUCAGAGCCCGCUCUUUGUCCACUAGGUUACUACUGUUUGGCCAGUACCGUGCUGAUUCCAAUCUCCCAGGGCACGCCCUGUCCCGUGGGGACGUUUGGGGGACAGAUGGGACUGACAGAGGAGGGUAACUGUACUCAGUGUCUGGCCGGCAAAUACUGCGAGACCACUGGACUGACCAACUACACUGGACUAAUAAGUGCUGGACACUGGUCAAGAUACGGAUCAGGUACAAGGACACCUCUAGUAGACGACAGUGCUAUCCUAGGAAUCUGUCCCAAAGGCCACUACUGCCCCGAGGGGAGUGAGAUCCCAACACCCUGCCCCUCAGGAACCUAUGGAGACAGCUGGAAGCUGACCGCCCUCUCUACCUGUGACCCCUGUAAUCCAGGAACCUUCUGCCCGGAGACCAACAUGACCGCGACAGGAAGUCAGUGUGAUGCUGGGUUCUACUGUAGUGGGGGAUCGCCAGAAAGUGCCCCAGUCAACCAAACAUGGGGGGACGAGUGUCCCGCAGGCUCAUACUGUCCGUCUGGAUCCUCAGGCCCAACCCCCUGCCCCGCCGGAAAGUACACCAACUCGACUCGGACCGUCACCUGCCUGGACUGUCCGAUUGGCCACUACUGUGUGCUGGGGACCAGUGACCCUGUGCCCUGCCCUGAGGGAUACUGGUGCCCCGUCCGGUCCGUGUCAGCUAAUCUCAAUCCAUGUGCUAUCGGAACAUUCCUCAACACAACAGGGGGACAGAAAGCUGCUGACUGCCUGAGCUGUUCACCAGGUAAAUAUUGCCAGACUACCGGCCUGUCUAUGCCUACUGGAGACUGUGAUGGUGGGUGGUAUUGUACCACUGGAGCCACUGUAGCCCGACCCACACUGACCGCCCAGGGUGGACGAUGUUCCGUCGGAAACUUCUGUCCAAAUGGAAGCUCGGCAGAAACUCCCUGCUCCCCUGGAAUGCACUGUGAUAAUGUUGAGUUAUCCACCCCUGUGGGUAAUUGUUCGGCAGGCUACUUCUGUUCGUCAGGAUCUACCAACUCCACACCAGUUGACCAGCUCUAUGGUGACACCUGUCCCCCAGGAACUUACUGUAUGGCAGGAAGCUCGGCAGGGACAAACUGUCCCCCGGGGACCUACCUGAACACGACUGGAGCUCAGAGUGAGACUGACUGUUUGACCUGUAUCCAGGGAUCUUACUGCAGUGGCUAUGGCAACGUGUACCCCACUGCUGAGUGUGACCUUGGUUACUACUGCCCGGCCGGAAUGAACGUCUCCAAUCCAUCUGAGUACACCUGUCCUGAAGGUCAUUACUGCCCCCAGGGAAGCCACGCCCCGAUUCGCUGUGACUCUGGGAAGUACCAGGACCAGACGGGUCAGGGUUCGUGUGUCACCUGUCCCGCCGGGUUCUUCUGUGACAACACGAUGGCCCCUGUGGUUCUCUACAACAACUCGUACUGUCCUAUUGGUUACUACUGCCCUGCCAGCACCAGGUACUCCAGCCAGUACCCCUGCCCCACAGGAACGUUCGGUAACGUGACCGGCAUGCAGGCUGUGGGGGAUUGUAUACUGUGUCCGGGAGGGUACUACUGCGACAUGACCGCUCAGACCACCUACACACAGAUCUGCCAGGCCGGAUAUUACUGUCGUCAAGGAGCUAAAUCAGGAACCCCCAAUCAGGGAGCAGAUGCGGAUGAGUGUCCGGCUGGCUACUUCUGUCCGGUCCAGACCACAGAGCCCCAGAAGUGUCCCCAGGGGACUUACUCCAACGCCACCAAACUGACCGCAGUCACGGAAUGCACCAACUGUACCGCUGGAAUGUACUGUGGGACCACUAACUUGAUGGAGCCGAGUGGCACCUGUUGGGCCGGCUACUACUGCCCUGAGUCCUCCACCUCACCAACACAGGUUGACUGUCCCAUGGGAGCUUACUGUCCCAAUGCCAGUGCCAGCUUCACCCUGUGUCCUAAAGGUACCUACUCAAAUGCCACUAACCUCCAGAAUGUCUCCGACUGUAGCCCCUGCCCUGGGGGACAGUACUGUGAGACUGACGGUCUGACCACACCCACUGGGCUGUGUGGGGAGGGCUACUACUGCCCAGAGGGCUCCAUCUACAAAGAACCAGCCACCAGUUUCUGUCCGGUCGGCCACUUCUGUCCUGAGGGCGUGUCACAACCUGUCCCCUGCAGAAACUACAGUGAGGUGAACCACACCCACGCUAUCCAGUGUUAUCCCUGCCCUGCGGGUUACUACUGUGUGCUGCAGGGCCAGAGCGAGAUCUGUCCAACGGGCUACUACUGCCCAGCGGGCACCGGUCUGGACUGGAAGGCUUGUCCCCGGGGCACAUACAGUGAUGUGGCUGGGAUUUAUCAGGAGAGCCAGUGUAAACCCUGUCCCCAAGGCCAGUACUGCGACGGAGAACACCUCAGCACUCCUACAGGUUAUUGUGCACCGGGUCACUGGUGUGUGUCUGGAAUUGACCGUCAAUAUCCGAACGGACUCAACAACUCUGUGUCCCUCAACAACACGUGUUACGAUGACCGGCAGCUGGGUUAUGGAGGAAUCUGCCCUGUGGGUCACUACUGCCCAGGAGGGCUGGGCAGUAUCUACCCCAUCAAGUGUCCAAACGGAACCUACAGUAACACGGAGGGCCUGUCCCAGUGUAUCACCUGUCCUCAAGGGUACUUCUGUUUGGAGGGUACAGCUAACUUUACGGACAAUCCCUGCCCUCUGGGAUACUAUUGCCCCAGCGGGACCCAGAACUCCAACGAUUACCCCUGUCCUUCUGGGACAUUUAACAAUGAGACAAUGAGAACCAAACUGGCAGACUGUCUCACCUGUACAGGUGGUUCUUACUGCGACAGAGAUGGACUUUCUUCACCGACCGGUGUCUGUAGCGACGGCUACUACUGCAGUGGAGGGGCGGUCAAUGCCACACCCAGCGGGGUGGGGGGCAACAACUGUCAGGCCGGCUACUUCUGUCCUGAGGGGUCGGUCAACCCCACCCCCUGCACCCCUGGCUCCUACUGUGUGUCCGACUACCUAAAUGACACUACAGGUCAAUGUAGUCCUGGGUACUACUGCACUAGUAAAGCCACAGUACCCAACCCCAACGAUGGAAACGUCACAGGAGACAUAUGCCCCACUGGAGCCUACUGCCCCUUGGGUAGCCCCUCACCCACAUACUGUCAGGCAGGAUAUUACCUCAACAGCACAGGAAAUGAUGACAUCAGCGAUUGUAAGCAGUGUACACCUGGAUAUUACUGUGACGGCAGUGGAAAUGUUAUUCCUGAUGGACUCUGCUCCCAGGGAUACUACUGCCCCGGGGGUCAGGAUUCUGCCACCCCUGCUGGCUAUAACUGCACCCAAGGUCACUACUGUCCAGAAGGUAGCUCUGCACCCCAGAGAUGUCCAUCAGGAUCAUACCAGGAUGAGUUUGGACAGUGGGCCUGCAAGGCUUGCCCAGUGGGCUACUUCUGUGACAAUGUGAUGUCCCCUGUGGUGUUAUACAAUGACUCUAACUGCCCCACCGGUUAUUACUGUCCACUGAAUACAACCAACUCUAACCAGUACCCUUGUCCCGCCGGAACAUUUAACAACCAGACUCACCGUACCCAGGCCUCUGACUGCCAGAGCUGCUCUGGGGGGAUGUACUGUGACCAGGAGGGACUGACUCUGCCCGUGGGCAGCUGUCAGGCUGGCUACUACUGCACCAGUGGGGCCAACAGCUCUACCCCUACUCAGGACACCAACGCAAACAUCUGUCCGGAGGGAUUCUAUUGUCCAGUGGGAACGGUCACCCCUCAGUCCUGUCCCCCGGGCACUUUCAACCCGUCUACUGGUAGACAGGCAGUGGGAGAGUGUACUAACUGUACUGGGGGUCAGUAUUGUCCGGACUACAACAUGACAGCAGCCGGACCACAGUGCUCUCAAGGUUACUACUGCCCUACUGCUGCAGAUGUCGCGACCUUCAUCAUCUGUCCAGCAGGCUCCUACUGUCCUCAGGGGUCACCCAGCCCCACCCCCUGCCCAGCAGGCACAUUCUCCAACGUGACUGGGCUUUCUGCUGAGGCCCAAUGCACAAACUGUACAGGAGGAUACUACUGCCCUAGCACUGGAAUGACGGACACUGGAUAUCAGUGCUGGGGAGGCUACUAUUGCCCCACUGGGCUGGACGUUCCAAACCCUGCCCACUACCUCUGUCCAAGGGGAAUGCACUGCCCUAACGGAAGCGAAAUCUACAAGGAGUGUACCGCUGGGACCUACACUAACCACACUGGGGCCUCCACCUGUGACACCUGUCCGGACGGCUUCUACUGCUUACCUGUCCAGCCUGACAAUGCUACUCUGAAUGCCCAGCCCUGCCCCGAGGGCUACUACUGUCCCGCAGGUACAGGAAUAAACUGGCAGUCGUGCCCGAGCGGUUCCUACAGUAACCAACAGGGACUGUCAGCCUCGGCCCAGUGUGUGGCCUGUGACGGGGGACAGUACUGUCAGGGAGAGCAUCUGACCGCCCCCACAGCCAACUGCUCAGCGGGAUACUAUUGCACAUCGGGAGUGGACCGCCCUAAGCCUGGAGCCAGUAAUGACACAUCAACAGCCAACUGCACAUGCCCAGACCAGGCGUUCUUCACAGGGGUAGGAGGGGUCUGUCCUGUGGGUCACUUCUGUCCCCAGGGAUCCCCCAGCCCUGUCCCCUGUGCCUCUGGAACCUAUGCUGACACCGAGGGUUUGUCUGUGUGCUGGACCUGUCCCCAGGGUUACUACUGCCUGGCCAACUCCACCGGCUUCUUACCCUCACCCUGCCCUGUGGGUCACUACUGUCCAAAUGGAACAACCUUUGACACAGAGAACAGGUGCCCCCCUGGAACCUACAACCCUACAACCAAGGGCACCCAGGCCUCAGACUGCUUGGAGUGUCCCCCAGGGAAGUACUGUGCAGGCUUUGCUAACUCUGCCUACACCGGUAACUGUAGCGCUGGGUGGUACUGUACAGGCGGUGCAGACAGCCCAAACACCACCACCCACGGAGGGGAAUGCGCCGCUGGAUAUUACUGUCCUGAAGGCUCCCAGGCCCCCACCCCUUGCCCUGGAGGUAAAUAUUGCCAGUUCUCUGGUCUGGACACUCCCACUGACAACUGCUCGGCUGGAUACUACUGCACUGCCAUGGCAACGACCGCAACCCCCACAGAUGGCAGCACUGGUAACGUGUGUCCCCCGGGAUUCUACUGCUUGGCAGGGUCAGCUUACCCCACCCCCUGCUCUCCCGGGACCUACAGCCCUACCCAAGGAAACACAUUGGCCUCUCACUGCCUACCAUGUGACUUUGGAGAAUACUGUGCUGAACACAACUUGACUGUUACUACAGGAAACUGCAGCGCUGGCUAUUACUGCCCUCAGGGAGAAAUGACAGACAACCCCCGUCUGUGUAGCGUCGGUCACUACUGUCCAGAACACUCGGCGGCUCCUGUUAUCUGUCCCAGUGGGUGGUUCCAGGAGAACCAGGGUCAGUCAUCCUGUGACCUCUGCCCCGGGGGAUACUACUGUGACAACAGCUACGGUGUGGUGCUCAUCAAUGACACCAUUAAAUGCCCAGAGGGCCACUACUGCCCACCGGGUACCUCUGCCAGCAACCAGUGGCCCUGUCCUUUGGGAACCUUCAACAACCUGACUGGUCUAAACCAGAGCACAGACUGCACCCCUUGUACUGGCGGGUAUUACUGUGGAAUUGUGGGACAGAAUGCCCCCACAGGCCUGUGUCAGGCCGGCUACUAUUGUCGCAUGAAUGCAAAGACCUCCACCCCCAACCAAACCACAGAGGCUAACAUUUGUCCCCAGGGGUCCUAUUGUCCGGAGGGUACUGACGGUCCAUUAUCCUGUCCCCCUGGGACGUACGGAGCCACGACAGGACUGCGUAAUGUCAGCGAGUGUACACCCUGUACUGCGGGAUCCUACUGCACCACGCCUGGUCUCACAACCCCCGAAGGUCUGUGUGCAGCAGGGUACUACUGUGAGGAAGGAUCGGAUUCAAUACAGAAAACGAUUUGUACGUCAGGCCACUUCUGUCCUGUUGGAACAGCUGUACCAAAUAAAUGCCCAGAGGGUACAUUUAAUCCAUACACCGGGCUGAAUAGUUCUGAUCAGUGUACGCCCUGCACUGAGGGCCAGUAUUGUGAGACAGAGGGCCUGAACGCCACGACUGGGCCCUGCGAGGCGGGCUAUUACUGCCCCUCGGGCCAGAACUCCUCCCGCCCCUCCGACUAUCCCUGCACUGUAGGACAUUACUGUCCUAUCAACUCCUCACAACCCAUACCCUGUGCCAACGGAACCUACAUGAACCACACCAUGGGAUCCCAGUGCUACGACUGUCCGGAAGGAUGGUACUGUGUGAGUGGGAACCUGGUCACUCUCUGUCCUGAGGGUCACUUCUGUCCGCUUGGAACAGGAUUUGACUGGAAACAGUGCCCAGUUGGGACCUACAACAAUGAGACAGGACUGUCCCAGGAGAGCCAGUGUAAACCUUGCCCCGGGGGGAUGUACUGUGACCAACUGGGGGCCUCCUCACCCACAGGCCAGUGUCUGGCGGGGUACUACUGUGAGUACGGUGUGGACAGAAACGACCCGACCGGCGGGAACAGGACGCUGGUGGGAGGAGCUUGUGUAGCGGCAGGAAAUGAGACAGGUAUGGGUGGAAUAUGUCCUGUGGGUCACUAUUGUCCCACUGGCACCACCACGCCCAUCCCCUGUGAAGCUGGAGCCUUCAGCAAUGUGACCGGACUGUCCACUUGUCACCAGUGCCCAGCGGGCUACUACUGCCUCCUGGGAGCAGACAACUACCAGGCCACACCCUGUGACCCAGGCUACUACUGUCCAGCAGGCACCACCUCAGCCACUCAGUACCCUUGCCCAGCAGGCACCUUCUACAAUCUGACCAUGGCCACCACUCUGUCUGACUGCCUGCCCUGUCCAGGGGGAGAGUAUUGUGCCACACCUGGACUUAGUACACCCACAGGAAAAUGCAGUCCAGGAUACUACUGCACCAGUAAUUCCAGUUCAUCCAUGCCCAGUAGCCCAGGGGGUGGGCAAUGUCAAACCGGGUUCUAUUGCCCAGAGGGUUCUUACCAGCCCAGCCCAUGUGACCCAGGGAGUUACUGCCAGACAGUGGGUCUCAGCACACCUACAGGAAACUGUACAGCUGGUUACUACUGCAUACUCCAAGCCGACACUCCUACCCCCACUGACAACACCACAGGUAACAUCUGCCCUGUGGGCCACUACUGUCCCUUGGGCAGCUCUCUGUACCAGCCUUGCCCCAUGGGCUACUACCUGGAUGUGACAGGACAGGAUGAGUUGACGGACUGUAAGAACUGCACAGGUGGUCUGUACUGUCCAGGAAGUGGGAUAGAACUUCCAGCCGGGAACUGUAGCUCCGGAUACUACUGCCCUCAGGGUCAAAGUUCAGCCACUCCCCCAGCAUACAAUUGCCCUGUGGGUCACUACUGCCCUGGAGGAAUGGACUCGCCUGUCCGCUGCGAGAAUGGUACCUACCAGGACCAGGUGACACAGAGCACCUGUAAGGUGUGUCCGGCCGGCUACUUCUGUGACAACACAGUGUCCAUCGUUGUCCUGGACAACUCCACCACAAUCUGUCCCAUGGGAUACUUCUGUCCCUCGGGGACCAGAUACAACAAUGAGUUCCCCUGUCCCGUCGGAACCUUCAACAACCUGACAGGACUAACUGAUGCCAGUCUGUGCUCGCCCUGCUCUGGAGGGUACUACUGCCCCACCCCAGGGAUGGUUACCCCGGUCAGCCAGUGUGACUCUGGAUUCUACUGUAAACAGUACGCCAACAUCUCAACACCUGUGCAAGGAACGGAUGCCAAUAUUUGUCCAGAGGGCUAUUACUGUCCAGUAGGGACCACUAACCCCGUGCCUUGCCCCAAGGGGAUGUACAGUAACUCCACUGGUCUGCAGGCUGAGCUGGACUGUGUCCUGUGUCUCGCGGGCAGCUACUGUGAGCAGACAGCAAUGACCGCCCCCAGUGGCCUCUGUGAUGCAGGAUAUUACUGUGUGCUCCAGUCUAACAGCUCUCAGGAAGCCAUCUGUACUGCCGGAAGUUACUGUCCCCAGGGGUCAGGAAACCCAACACCCUGUCCCCGAGGAACCUACUCUAACACCCAGGGACUGGCCAAUGAAACGCAGUGUACAGCAUGUGAUCCUGGCAAAUACUGCAACGAUACAGGCUUGACAUCUGUUGUGGCGGACUGUGACCCAGGAUUUUACUGCCCCGGGGGUGAUGACGUCCCUAACCCUGUGGCCACACCCUGCCCCAUUGGUCUCCACUGUCCAGCAGGAUCAGGGUCGCCUGUACCCUGCAUACCUGGCACCUUUACCAACCUGACUCAACAAGACACCUGUCUCACCUGUCCAGCUGGAUUCUACUGUGUACCUGAGGAAGUCAUUCAAGGUAACUCAAGCUCUGGGUACCGCCUCUGUUCCAAAGGAUUCUACUGCCCAGCAGGUACAGGUAAAAAUGAGUCGGCCUGUCCCGCCGGUACUUACAGUGACCAGCUGGGACUAACCGAUGCCAGCUUCUGUCUACAAUGUACCGGAGGUAAAUACUGCGACGUCACCAAUCUGACAGCCCCGGCGGGAGACUGCAGCCCAGGGUACUACUGCACAGAGGGUGUCAAUACCCCUACCCCCACCGGGAACCACACAGGAGUUGGGGGAAUAUGUCCUCAGGGAUACAUGUGCCCUGGAAGUACAGUGGUGCCACAGGGCUGUCCUGCUGGAACCUGUCAGGACCAGACAAACCAGGCCUCCUGUACAUCUUGCCCCGCUGGAUAUUACUGCACAGCAAACAGCACGACCUAUACUGACAAGCCCUGCCCAGCGGGCUACUACUGCCUGGCGGGCACUCAGUCUGACACCCAGUACCCCUGCCCCAGGGGUACCUUCAACAACCACACUGGUCAGGCUAACGACUCUGCUUGUUCCCCUUGUACCCCGGGGUACUACUGUGGGUUCCCGGGCCUCAGCACCCCCACAGAUCAGUGCGACCCUGGCUGGUACUGUACCCUACAAUCUUACCUGGCUCAACCAACUACACCUGAGGGAGGGAUGUGUGUGGCAGGCCAGUACUGUCCCCGAGGAAGCUCUGCCCCCACAGGCUGUGACCCUGGUCAGUACUGUGAUGUCAACAUGAUGUCAGCACCGCGGGGUAACUGUUCCAGUGGCUACUACUGCACCACCAACUCCACCACCGCCACACCUACUGGCACAGGGGGAGACAGGUGUCCCCCCGGUCAUUACUGUCUGGAGGGAAGCUUCACCCCGGAGCCCUGCCCCCCAGGGUUCUUCCAGCCUAGCUACAGCGCCCAGAAUCUGUCCUACUGUAUAUCAUGUACCUCUGGCUCAUACUGUAAUGGGAGUGGACUCAGUGCAGUGGACGGCCAGUGUGAUGCAGGUUACUACUGCCCCACUGGACAGACUGUUCGGAACCCCAGUUCCUAUGAGUGUCCCGCCGGAUACAUGUGUCCCACAGGAUCAAGUAAUUACCAGCUGUGUAGCGCAGGCUUCUACCAGGACGAAGUAAGACAGGCCACAUGUAAAGAGUGCCCAGCGGGCUUCUAUUGCGAUGACUCCAUGGGACCUAUCACUAACUACACCACCUAUGUCUGUCCUGAGGGCCACUACUGUUUGAAUGGCACUAAGGUGUCCACAGAAUUCCCCUGUCCCAGCGGUACAUACAACAAUGACACUGGUCUGAGGGCAGAGUCCGAAUGCUUCCCUUGCCUGGGAGGAUAUUACUGCCCAGCCGCUACCGUCAACCCCUACCUACCAUGUGGAGCGGGCUACUACUGUAGGACAGGGGCCAAAACGGCAGCCCCCAUGCAGAACUCUGAUGCCUAUGAAUGCCCGGUGGGCCACUAUUGUCCAGAGCAGUCAACUGAGCCAACCAAAUGCCCAGCGGGAACGUACUCCAACACGACAAGACUUAUGAAUACAACAGACUGUACUCCUUGUACCAUGGGCUGGUACUGUGACACCACAGGAUUGACAGCUCCAGUAGGACUGUGCUCCCCGGGCUUCUACUGUGUGACAGGAUCCGACAACAUUGCCCCUGCAAUCUGCCCAGCAGGCAAAUACUGCCCAGAGGGUACCCACACCCCUUUCAAAUGUCCCUCGGGCACAUUUUCCAAUACAACUGGGCUCACAGCUUCAGGACAGUGCACAAACUGUACAGCUGGGUAUUACUGCCAGCAGGCUGGCCUGACCGCAGAGGAAGGGAACUGUACCCAGGGCUAUUACUGCCCCACAGGCUCCACUAACAGUAUGGCAGUUAUUUGUCCCAUUGGCCUGGUGUGCCCAGAGGGCAGUGACCAGCCCAGGUCCUGUGCCCCUGGAUAUUUCACCAACCAGACUGGACAGUGGCAAUGCAACAUCUGUCCCAAUGGAUUCUACUGCCUGCCCGAGAAUGUGACUGCUGGAAUUCCAACCUCCGGUCACUUUGACUGUCCGGCCGGAUACUACUGUCCGAGUGGAACUGGACUGGACUGGAAGCCGUGUCCCAAGGGAACUUACAGUCAGCAGACUAACCUGUUCCAGGUUACUCAGUGCAAGGAUUGUGACGGCGGCUAUUACUGCUCGAUAGAGGGCGCCAUUAAUAUGACUGGACCAUGUGACCCUGGCUACUACUGUCAGUCUGGAGUGGACCGGUCCAACCCCGACAAUGCGGCCAACUUCACGGCCAACAAUACCUGUAAUCUGUUAGGAGGCCAUACAGGCUAUGGAGACAUAUGCCCCAUGGGAUACCAUUGCCCUCUGGGAAGCGAGCUCCCAGUGGAAUGCCCCUCUGGGACUUAUCAGAAUGAGAUCGGACAGAGUGUGUGUAAAACUUGUCCUGCUGGGUACUACUGCCUGGUGAACUCCACAGACUACAGUGACAAGCCCUGCCCCUCAGGCUUCUACUGCCCGGCGGGCACCCAGUCAGACACAGAGAAUCCCUGCCCUGCUGGCACUUUCAACCCUGCCCAGAUGCAGACCAACUCCAGUGCCUGUGUAAGCUGUACCCCUGGGACGUACUGUCAGACCACCGGACUGUCCAGCCCCACCAACAACUGCAGCGCUGGUUACUACUGCACUGGCGGUUCUGUUAGCACCAUGCCAACCGAUCCCACACAGGGCGGAAAAUGUCUGAGGGGUCAGUACUGCCCUGAGGGAAGCCCCGCCGCCAUUGAAUGCCCCCCAGGGCAGUAUUGCUUCAUGGAACGACUUAGCGAGCCCACAGGAAACUGCUCCCAAGGUUACUACUGCAAUGGUAGCACCAUUCUCGCCAACCCUCCUGAUGGCUCCACGGGUGGUGGGUGCCCCCUGGGUCACUACUGCCCCACAGGAACCAGUGUCCCCAAUGCCUGCCCAAUGGGCUACUACCUGGACAUGAUCCUCAGCAGUGUGGCCUCAGCCUGCAAGAUCUGUAAACUUGGUAUGUACUGUGGAAGUGAGGGUCUGGCUGAUGUGACUGGUCCCUGUGACCCCGGGUACUACUGCCCCGCCGGUCAGGUCUCCGCCACCCCCGCAAACUUCAGCUGUCAACCUGGGUACUUCUGUGUGGGAGGAAAGUCUGCCCCAGAAUCCUGUCCAUCGGGAUCGUACCAGGAUGAGCCAGUAAAGUCGACGUGUAAAACCUGCCCCGAGGGCUAUUACUGUAAUGCGACCUUCAGUCCAGUGGUCAACUACGCUAGUACAGUGUGUCCCGAGGGAUUCUACUGUCCCAAUGGAACAGAGCAUGCCGAGCAAUAUCCAUGUCCCAAAGGAACGUUCAACAAUAGAACAGGACUGUCCAACUCCUCUGAGUGUUCUCCCUGUGUUGGGGGCUGGGCCUGUGAUGUGACAGGACUGACCUCACCCCUCAGGCUGUGUGCUGGAGGAUACUACUGUAAGAUCGGGGCAGACUCCACAACACCUGCCCAAGCACCAUAUGCUGACCAAUGUCCAGCUGCCUUCUACUGUCCUGAGGGUACAGCCGACCCUAUCCCCUGCCCUGAGGGUAGUUACAGCCCCACCCCUGGGCUACAAGCCGAGAGUCAGUGUCUGAACUGUACUGGAGGGUACUUCUGUAAUGAGACAGGACUACUGACCGUAGUGGGUAAAUGCCAGCCUGGGUAUUACUGUCCCUCAGGCUCCAAGGUCGCCACGGAGGUCAUCUGUAUGGCCGGUCACUACUGUGGGGAGGGGACCCAGGACCCCACCCCCUGCUCCAAUGGAACCUUCUCCAAUGUGACGGGGUUGACGGCUGGCUCUGAGUGCUGGAACUGUACCCCUGGGUACUACUGUAAUGGUCAGGGACUCACCGCUGUGUCUGGACCAUGUAAAGAAGGAUACUACUGUCCCUCCGGAUCGAGUGUGGAGACAGAGAUUAUUUGCCCAGCGGCCAAACAUUGCCCCACAGGAAGUGCCGAGCCCGCGGACUGUCCAGCAGGGACCCACGCAGACCACAAUGGUGCUGCCACCUGUACUGUCUGUCCAGAAGGAUACUACUGUGUACCAGCGCUGACCAUAGCAGGAAAUGCAGGCACCUCCAAGACCCCCUGCCCUGAAGGCUACUACUGUCCCAAUGGUACUGGGUACGACUGGAAGUCCUGUCCCGCCGGGACCUACAAUAAUGUGACAGGACUCAGUAAGGACUUGGAGUGUACACCGUGUCCCGGAGGACACUACUGCCAGGGUGUGAACUUGACCACCCCCACUGGUGUGUGUAUGGACGGCUACUACUGCGUGUCUGGCGUGGACAAAGCCAACCCCCUGAUGCUGAACGACAGUCAGUGCCCCACAGGGACCGUCCAUCCCAUCAUAGGUCACCAAUGCCCCACUGGUCACUACUGCCCAGAAGGUACAGAGUACCCCAUUGGAUGUCCAGCAGGGUCAUACCAAGAUCUGACCAAUGAGAAGGCCUGUAAGAGCUGCCCUGAGGGAUACUAUUGCUAUGCCAAUACAUCAGACUACUCCCCCUUCCUUUGUCCUGGAGGGUACUACUGUACACUGAACACCACCGACCCCCAUGAGCACCCCUGUCCCCCUGGAACCUUCAAUAACCUGACCACCCAGCAGAAUGACCAGGCUUGCCUGCCCUGCACCCAGGGGAUGUACUGUCAGGGGUCAGGAAACGCUUACCCCACAGGGAACUGCUCAGCCGGCUGGUAUUGUACCAAUGGCUCCUCCAUUAGCACACCCUCUUCCACUGGAGGCCAAUGUCAGCCUGGAUUCUUCUGUCCUGAAGGAUCAUGGGAAAUGACAAAAUGUACCCCUGGUAAAUACUGCUCCACCCCUGGACUCUGGACCCCGACAGGAGACUGUACUGCUGGCUACUACUGCCCCGAGAGUUCUACCUCACCCCAGCAGGUGGACUGUCCGGUCGGCCAUUACUGUCCCACAGGAAGUGGUCUCCCAGAACCCUGUCGUAAUGGAACCUACGGACCCACCACUCGGCUUCAGUCGGACGCCCAGUGCACUCCCUGUGACGGUGGUAUGUACUGUAACGGCACCGGUCUCAGUGCCGUGACUGGACCCUGUGACCCUGGGUUUUACUGCCCCUCUGGUCAGUCCGUCCCAAACCCUUACGACUAUCGAUGUCCACCUGGGCACUACUGCCUGACCAAUACCAGCACUCCGAUCAGAUGUUCUAGUGGGUUCUUCCAGAAUGAGUAUGAAAAAGACUCCUGUAAAGUCUGUCCAGAAGGAUACUACUGUGACAAUAGUGUAACAGCAGUCGGAGACCUGGCCAACUUCACCUGCCCCGAGGGAUAUUACUGCCCCACCCAGACCGAGCGCUACAACCAGUACCCCUGUCCCCCAGGAACCUACAACAACCGCACUAUGAGGGUCAACGAGUCGGACUGUCAGUGGUGUCCCCCAGGGUUCUACUGUCAGAGCUCUGGACUCCCCACCCCCGAGGGACCCUGUUAUGCUGGAUACUACUGUCUGGGUAACAACACAGAGCCAAACCCUUCAGCCUACAUCUGUCCCAUCGGGAACUACUGCCCCGAGGGUAGCUACCUUCCCACUCCUUGCCCAUCUGGAACGAUGGCCGUCAAUACCGGAAAUGUCAAUGUGACAAACUGUGAGAUCUGUAGCCCGGGACGUUACUGUACGACCAACAGCUCCAAAAAUGGAGUGAGUUUGCCCUGCAGUGCUGGCUACAUCUGCCUACAAGGUUCAGAUAUUCCCAACCCCGCCGACAAUGUGAAGGGCUACAUCUGUCCCGUGGGUCACUACUGCUUGGAGGGAGCGGUCAAAGAGACCAAGUGUGACAUCGGAACUUACGGACCAACUGAAGGACUGGGUGCUUGUUUGACUUGUCCUGCGGGAAGAACCUGUCCCAACCAGGGAAUGAACGACACACUUCCCUGUCCGGCCGGGUACUACUGUACUAAUGGAACAUCAGGAAAUGGGGCUCCCUGUCCAAUGGGCUCCUACAGCCCACAUGAACAACUGGUGUAUGAAGUGGACUGUCUCCCAUGUAACCCAGGCCAGUUCUGUAAUGAAACUGGGCUCUCCGCGGUGUCCGGGCCCUGCAGUGCGGGCUUCCUCUGUGUGGGCAAUGCCACAUCAGCCACCCCCAACGACGGAACCAACGGACCAUGUCCUGUAGGGCAUUACUGUCCAUCUGGCACCACAACAGCUGUUCAGUGUCCUAAGGGGACCUACAGGAACCAGACCGGUGCUGGCAUCGUGGACGAUUGCUGGCCUUGUAGAGCUGGGUACUACUGUGACCUACUGGGAAUGACUGGUCCCACAGACCUAUGCUCCCCGAGGUACUACUGCCCCGACAUUGCUAAAAUUGAGUCAGACUCGCCCUCCACUCACCUGUGUCCGGCCGGCUUCUACUGUCCCCGGGGUACUGCUGAUCCCAUCGGAUGUGAUCCAGGUACUUUUCAGCCAAAUAAUGGGGAGGUGACCUGCAUUUCGUGCCCCACAGGCUCCUACUGCUCAGGUAACACCAGCGCACCUGUCCCAUGCCCCUCGUACUCUUAUUGUCCCGGUAAUACGUCGGACCCCUACCUGUGUGAGAACGGAACUUACACCACUGACACUACGACAGGGCUAGAAUUCGCCUCUGACUGCUCAGCUUGUCCUUCAGGUGUAUACUGUCGUGGAGGAAAGGUAGCAGGUAACUGUUCAGCCGGCUACCUGUGUGUCGGUGGACAAGACCGUCCCGACCCCCCAGAUUCACUCUGUCCAUACGGAUUCUACUGUCCAGAGGGUACCACCACCCCCCAGUCGUGCCCCCCACAGAAAUUCAUUGACAAGACAGGAGCUAUGAGUGCCGGCGAGUGUGGGGACUGUCCGGGAGGAAGACUAUGUCCCGGGGGUCCCACCUCCAUUCCCUGCUACACCGGCUCCUACUGUCUGGCUGGUGAUGCCGGGAACCCCUACCCCUGCCCAAUCCUGACCUACAACGACCGGGAGGGGGCUAACUCCAGUGACUGGUGCCUGCCCUGCCCCGGAGGAUACAUGUGUCCCAUCAGUAACCUGACCACCUAUGAGCUGUACCCAUGUCCUAUCGGAAUGUACUGUCCCAAUGCCACAAAUGUUGCCUACGAGUGUCCAGUAGGAACUUACAGGGACACCCAGAAGGCGGCCAGUAUAGACGAUUGUCACCUGUGUCCUGCCGGGUUCAAGUGUCCGGAUGCCAACAUGACGUACUCUGGAAUCCAGUGUCAGACAGGGUACUACUGUCCCCCAGGCUCACACAACGAGACCAUCUGUCAGGCCGGAUACUACUGUAACAGAUCCAUGUCCCAGGUUCCCUGCCCCUAUGGUUACUACUGCCCUGAGGGGUCAGCCACACCCAUCCGAUGUCCCCAGGGACAUUACUGUGGUAAACUGGAUGACUGCAACAUGACUGAUGCAGGUGCCAUUGAGCCAGUGAAGUGCCCCCUGGGUUACAAAGAGUAUGAUGGCUCCCCCAGAGCUACCUUCAACGACACCUGUGAACCCUGUCCCCCGGGGACAUUUGGAGCGGACCCUAACCGUGCAGUAUGUGAGACAUGUAGAGCGGGGACUGUAUGUCUGUCCCUGGCGACGUCCGAUCAGCCAGUCGCUAACGACUCCUCCCUGGCCUGGGCCUUCGGCUUCAACUCCACUAACUCCUACAUAUGUCCUAAAGGUUACUACUGCCCGUCUGGAAGUGCUGAGCCCACACCCUGCCCCCAGGGUAGAUACAAUCCUAACUUUGCCGGCGGUAGCAUUGCAGACUGCCCUCAGUGCCCCAUUGACCACUUCAACCACCUGACUGGACAGAAGGGCUGCUUCUCCUGUGGGGGAGAGGCAUAUCAGGACAGGGUGGGGCAGCCCACCUGUAAAUGUACUGGGGCGGGGCGAGACUUCCAGGAGAGUGAUCGGCAGUGUCCGUGCGCGGCUGGUUUCCUUGAGUUGGCAGAUAAUGCGGACUGUGUGAAGAAAGUGUAUGAUCUCUGUAAAGAGGGCACCACACGCGCUCAGAACGGCCAGUGUCUAAACGACGCUCAGUGGGAGGACUACUGCAAAAACCAGGUGUGCAAGGAGUAUGUGAGCUUUGACCGACUGAUGGGAAUGUGUCUGUGUAAGACAGAUGACCUUGAGGAGCUCUGUAACCUUGAGUGUAGGAUCGCCCAGAGAUACCGUGUGUCCUUCAAGUGCUCCGAGCCCCCGCUGGAGCCCCACCUUGUUCUCAGAGAUGCCAACAACACCAUUGUGAAAGAAUACGCUGCCAGUGGACUGUUGAAAAUGAUAAAUGCUAGAAAUGCCUUGACCUCCGAACAAUGUGGAAGCAGAGAUAAUUCAGAUUACCCCAUACACAUUACUGAGAUGACCACAAGUGGCUUCCUGGGAGUGUACAACCCGGACCCCGCCCAAGUACUGGGCAUGCUGGAUGCCCACAUCAAAGGAACCAUCACUGGAAACAUCACGGCCGACAGCAAUAUUAACCAGAUCUACACCGGACGACGACGUCUGCUGGCGACCUCCAGCAACAACGGAUCGCUGUUCUCCGGGAUCGAGAACCCGGUCGUGUGUCUGACCUAUGGAGAGUACAUGCUGUUCUCUGUCAGUAGCACCCUCUACCCUGUCUACGAUGUAAAUAACCUGUUUAACACGAACGACCAGUUUGACUACGGCAGUUUCCGGUCGCUGGUAGAGGCGAUGACACAGACCACUUCCACUGCCACGCUGUUUUCCUACCAGUUCAAGGACCCCGGAAUCUACGUCUUCUCUCUUAGCACGGACGCCAACAAGAAAAUGUACAUUCGAGUGAUGGCUAGUGGGGCCCAGUGUGCAGAGAAUGGUCCAUUCUUCCCACCUACCUCCGGAUACAUCAUACAGAACGGAAUCUCCGUGGCAUCAGACAUCCUGAAGACUCCAGACUGGGAGAUCAUCUUCAUCCUGCUGGGAACAGCCUUCAUGGCCAUGGUCCUUAUGUUGUUAGCCCUGGUAUUGUUCAGGAAGUACGGCUGGUCCAAGACGUCCUACCUGAUCCCGUUCUACCGUGCUAUGACCCGGCUCUACAACUUUGAUGACUACUCCAGCAAAGGUUCGACGGUUCGACCCGCCAAAAAAUACCACAGAAACAUGCAGGCCAUCACCUCGGGGAGAAGUGACAGCGACUCAGAUCUCGGCGGGAUACUGGAUGCUAAUACAAUAGAGACAAAGGAUGAUGAAUUCUGGGAUUACGACAAACAGGUGGACCUAGAGGCGUUUAAUUCUCGCACCUUGUAUGACACCCUCUCCAAACAAUCACGUGCAGUCACAAACACCAUUGGCAAACAUAAGGAUGAGACCAAACAAAUGUACAACAGAAUAGCCAAUCAGGCAGAGUCUCUCAAAGGUCUUUGGGCUGCCAAGAUGAACCUGAAAGGGAAAGCCUCAUUGGCUACUGAUGAGGAUCUUGUUAGUUAUGAAAACAAACUAGAAGCCUUGGAGAUUGAGCUGGAACGAAGAAGAGACAUUGGUCGCAGGUUUGAAGCUAUUUUGAACAAACAGAAAGAACUGAUGAUGGAAGAUGAACAAGGCAGAGAGAAACAUCAGGUUGCCUACCAAUCUUCUUUGAGAGAAGCGGCUAGAAACUUGACAGAGCAUGUAGAGAAUUUACAGCAGGGUAAACUGACCAGGAAUGGAGAAUUUGACAUGGGUGCUCACCGCUCGGUGGGUGCAAGAGUGUCCCUCUUAUUACAGAAGAUGUCCAGCGAAAUCACACAGGAAUGUCAGAGAAUUGGGGCUUACGGUGUACUUGGUCAGGGAACUGGAGGUCAGCUGGUCAAAUCCGGAAAGAAUGUGCCACUCAAACGAGACGAUCUGAUUGGUCCAGACAUGAGCGUCAAAGCCUCGGAUCUGGUCAGCCAGGAGGCCAACUCUGGACUCAUUCGACCCAAAUCUGGAGUCAAGAUGAUCCUGGCCAAUGGUACGCUGGCCGAUGUGCCCGCUGACCACUUUGUCCAUCCACAGACAGGACACGUGCUGCCCAUCCAGGGUAACGUGGCCUUUGACCCCGUCACCUCCAGACUGGUCUUUGUUUCAGACUCUGCAACAGGAGAAGCAGCAAGAGCAGACGAGCCCUUCAUUCCUUUUGUACCAUACCCCGUCCACCCACAAAACAACCAGCCAAUCAAAACCAAGCUCCGCCCACUGGAGCACAAGAGUGACCUGAGAUACGGAGCGCCAAUGAAUGACCCAGUGACGGGACUUCAUGUACCAAUAAUGGGCGUGACCAUGCACCCCCAGACCGGGGCUCUCCUCCCUAUUGGGGGUACCCACAUAGACCCGGUCACAGGCAUGCCGACCCCCAUAGAGGUGGGCUCCCUGAUGGUGGACCCUAACAGUGAACAGCCUGUCCCUAUCCUGGCUGUGACCUUGGACCCAGAGACAGGAGACAUUGUGCCAAUUGGAGGAACAAAACCAGGCAGCAGACACAACCUUCCCAUAAUUCCUGGCGACACUUUCGUGGAGCCUCUCAGUGGUCGAUUGGUCAGAGUUCAGAGUGGUUAUUUAAUCGAGGCCAAUGUGUUGCCAUCUGGUGGAGGAUUCCAGGCCCUGCUGGACUCUAGCGUGCUUGCAUGUGAGGCAAGAGUCAUUGACACGCUCAGAGAACUCAAAGAUGCAGUGGGCGACUCGACAGGAACCAAUGUAAACGUGAGACAUGAGUUGACCAGCUUGGAGGCUGCAAUGAAAGAGCUCGAGAAAGCUCGCUCAAGAAUGAAGGCCUACCUACUGAGGACUCAGCAUGAUGUCGAGCGUAGAUUCGAUCGGUCGUCCAUUCUGGCUGCCACCGGAGGAUGCCCAGGAAUGUACGAGUUUUUCAAGACUGGACAGUUGUUACCCAUCUUGGUGGGAACAACAAUGCUGGAUCCAUCGGGCACAGAACAACAGGUGCCCAUCCUCGGGGCAGACAAAGAUAAGAAGACCGGCAAUGUCAGACCGCUGGCCGGAACCAUGGAGGACCCUGAAGGAGCUGGCUUGGUUCCAAUCAGUAUCGGUAAGAAGGCUCUAGACCCUGUGACAGGAGAAAUCAGCCCUGUGAUUGGUAUCCGUAGUAACCCAGAGACAGGCCUGGCCAUCCCUGUCACUAUGUCCUCUGGCGGCCCCAGGAAGAAGAAGCCACCCCCAGGAGCUCUAGCCAUGCUGGAGGAAGAACUGGUGGCCAGACGAAGCUUCUGGAGGCGACAGAGACAGAAGGAGCGGGAACUAACUCUGAAGGAGCACCAGUUUACUCAGCAGCUUCUUUUCGACUUGGACUCUGUGACUUCUCGAGAUGUACAGAGAUUCUUGGAGGAGAUUGAUGCAGAUGUUCACCAGCUUUCGGAAGCUGAGAAGCGCGAGGUUCAGAGACGAGGUGGUGCAGAACAGGAAUAUGCUACGGUGAUACCGCCAGAGGUCAUCGCGGUCCUGACCCAGAGUGAUGCCAAAGAGCAUGAGGGAGAGGAAGGGCACGUGGCUUCCCACGUCAAGUUGGCAGAUGCCCUACGUCGAUUCUUUAACAAGCUGCAACAGGAGGAGAAACAGUACAAGGACAGAGCUCAUGACCUUGAGGGGGCCAUGAACCCUGACGCCGAGAACACCACACUACAGAGGUACAAGCAAGCCAAACUCAGGCUACAGAGUGAGCUGAAGGACACACUGAGGGCCAGGAUGGAGAACCUAGACGAGGCUCAUUCCUCACUGGAGUAUGCCAGGGAGAGAUCUGAGCUGUGUGCUACUGAGGCCAAGACUGUCCUGACACGAGCAAGCCUAUUGGCCGGUGAUUACGACUGUCAGCUGUCCGGAGUCUACGGCGAUGUAGACUCCUCAGGAGACAAGGAGUCGGACCUGAUACCUCUACUGAAGCAGCUGAUAGCGCUGUUAGAGUCAGGGGGUCCUUUCACCCUGUCCUCAGAACUACUGAACCUGAUUAGUCAGGGCACUGAGGGUGGGGCCGGCCAACAUGUGACCAAUAUCAAUAUCGGAGGCAGUGGUGGGGCUGGGGACAUCAAGCGAACAGGAAGCACCGACAGCCUCAGAAGACGCCGGGAUCAAAAGGAAAGAAGUAGACUGGCCAAGUCUGGAGUCAAAUCAACUACCAAGACAGGAGGUGGGAAAGAUGAGACCUCCAUCUUUGAUGGGCCAAAGGGCAAAGGUAACAAGGGUCAAGGUGGUGAAGCGUCCCAAGAACUUUCUCGUGCUGUGUUUGAAAAACAGGCUUAUGAGGCAGCAAAACUGGAGAAUGACCUUAAGAAGGAUGAGAUUGAAGACAUGAACAAGACUCUAGAUGACUGUGAGUUAGAGAAGAGGAAAGCCAUGGCUGAUGCCCAGCAUGAACUGGAGAAGAAACUAGCAAGGUCAAAACAGGAGCAGGAGAAAGAGAUGAUUAUGAUGGAGUAUGCCAGCAACAUGCAGAAACUGAAUGAAGCGUUUGAGAAGAGGAAGAGGAAACAGCUGGAUAAACUCAGAAAGAGACUGCUUGAUGCCAGGCGUCACAAGAAGAAGGAACUGGCAAAGAAACAUUUAUCUGAAGCCAAAGAAAAUGGCAUAUCAGAGGAGUCAGUUCCAAACAUAGAAAUGCCCUCUUAUGAGGAGUUGAUGAAUCAGAUAUUGAAGCUCCAACAACAGCAAGAGCAUAUGUUGGCAGACAUCAGAAAGAAAAGCAGCGAUGCCCGUGAUGAAGUUAAAAGUCCAGAAAUCGAUCAAGAGUUUGAACAACAAAUCCGUGCCUUGGAUAUCAGCAAGAGUCAGAAAGAGGCUCUGAUUAAUGACGCCAAGAGCAGACGAAAGGAGCUCCAGCAGCAGAUCGAAGCCAUGAAGGAGAAACUGAAGAAGAGGAAGGACAGAAAGCAUGGGGCUGAACUGACUGAGGAGGAGUUGCAGAGUCUCGAGGAGGAGGAGAGAAGGAAUCUGCUGAGGGUGAGGGAGACCCAGGGUCAGGCUGACCGGGACAUGGAAGAGGAGGCCAUACUGAGCACCAUCAAGAUCAUGGAGAGGGAUCAGCAGAAGCAGGCAGGAGAGGAGGCCCUGAGGGAAAUGUUAAAGAACCAGACGGAGAGCGAGAGAGACCGGAUCCUACAGCAGUACCAGGACCAGAUCGCCAGACUCAACAACCGGCUAGACGACGGCCGCAACCAGCAGGCGGACAAAAUCAAGGCCAAACUGGCAGCCAGGAAACGGAUGAAGGAGGAGCUGGACAAAGAGAGGGCGGUCAACAAGGAGCUGGACAGGAUCACCAAGAAACAUGCGGCACAGAAUGACGCAGAAGCUGCAGAUGUCAUCAUGGGCAUCAACGAGAAGAUCAACGGAGACAAGCUACUGUCAGAGCAACAGAAACUGGUGGACCAGCAGACGACAGAGCUAGAGAAGCUAGAGGGACAGCAGAGCGAGGACCUGAGGAGGCUCAAUCUGGAGGCCCAGGAGGAGAGGAGCAAAGAGGAGCAGGACAUAGUCCUCAACAACCAGCAGCAGAAACAACUGGCAUUACAAGCGCACCAGUCCAAGUUUGAGCGUGACAUGCUGCUACAUCACCAGAACCUGACCCCCGGGGACGCCGAGUACCAGAAACUACUGAGUGCACACAAAGCCGAAAUGGAGGCAUUAGAGCGGAACCUCAACUCAGAAAAAGAUCGCCAGAAAGAGGCUCUCAGAAAAAAGAUUGAAGAGAAGAAAAAGAGAAGGAUGGAGCAGCUCGAGGACAAACACAGGAUGGAGACAGCCCAGAAACUGUCAAGUCAGCAACAACAGCGAGACCAGCUCAACGAGAAGAUCGCCAAGGACGUGGAAAACGACGCCCUCAAGAAAAAUGUCAAGAACAAGGACAAGAAGAAGGCAGAGAACAUGAUAUACACAGUCCUCAGACAGCGACAUCUCAAAGAGGCCAUCCAUCUCGAGGACCAGCUCGCUCGGGAGCUUGAGGCUGCUCGUAGAAGAGCCCGAGCAGAGAUUGAGGAGAACAGGCAGAAGGAGAGAGAAAAACUUUUGGCUGCUUUUGAGCAGGAGAUGCGAGACUUGAUAGCUGAUUCUGGAAACAUGGAUCCAGCAGAGCUGGCCAGACGAAAGGAGCAACUCAAGCAGAGGCAGCAGCAAGAACUGAGUGGCUUUGAUGACCACACUACACAACUGUUGGAGAGAGCAGAACAGGAAGUGAGUCCACAACAGGAGAUUCAGCAGACACACCAACGACUGAACCUCAAGGAGAAACAGCUGCAGGAACUGGCAGACGCCAUGAAGACGUUCUCUCCUGCUGAGGAGCUUAAUAAGCAGUAUGCUGAACAGGCCAAGCUGGCGUCCGAGGAGGCGAGGAAAUACAAGGAGGACAUGUACAGGAAGUUACAGGAGGAGCUGGCGAGGAGGAAAGAGGAGCAGCGACUGGCAGAGGAGGAGAGGAAAAGGAAGAUGUUGGAGAAGUACAAACAACUGGAGGAAGAGUUGGAGGCUGAGGCAAGACUUGAGGAGCAAAAACAGAAGGACCGGGAAGAGGAACGGCAGAGGCUCCGACAACAGCAGAUGGAGGAGAGAGAACGCCGCGAGAAAGAGGAAAUCCAAAAGUCCGGAAACAGCCAGGAGGAGAAAGAAAGACUCCUACGGGAACACAAGGAGAACAUGGAAAGGAUACGAGACUCCAUGGAUCAGGAGCAGAGCCGCAGCAAGCAGGCACUACUGGCCAAACUGGAGGCUCGCAAGAAACGCCGCAUGGACACCGCGAAAGCCAAGGUGGACAAGGAGAUCAUUCUGGAGAAGGACUGCGAGGAGAUGGAGAGGCUAACCUCUCACGCGGAUGACGAUGAUGAGUUCCUGCAGGCGGGAGCACGGUCGUCCGUGGCGGGCGGUAUCAUGUCAGGACUGGGCGACAAAUCCUCAUCAGGCCUGGGUCAGUUCACCCCCACUGGGAACCGCGAACAGGACUGGGUUAACAUGCUCAUGGCGUCACCACUUUUCAAACAGAUCAAUGACUUGGCGGACAUGUUGGAUAAGACGGAAGGUGGCAUUGCUGGAGGAGACAAGGUGCUAGGUGGGGACUAUAGUCGAUCCUACAUGGAUGUGAAGGAUGCUCAGUGGGUCUGUAAGGGUGACCUAAAACCGGCGGACAUCAAUCAAAUAUCACCCGCUCAAUUCGUCAUUUAUCGUUUCGGUGUUUUUGUGACAAGACUAUUACAUGAAACAAUCGGUACACCUGAAGUCAGCUUACUCCUUGCCUCGAACUUACCUCCAAACAACUACGAACACAAUGCGUUCAGGAACUCGGUGUUUUACGAGCAUGCCAAGAAGAUUCUGUUUGUGCGGAGAGAGAGAAUGGACUCAAUUGGUGAAUUUGUUGUGGUGAUUUUGCAUUCGUUGGCUCAUAUCAAAACAGGAGACUUAACAGACGAUAGUGACACUGUCUUCCUGCGAGAGUUCUACAAGGCACUGCGGGUUGUUUGUCAAGACAUGUUCUUCUCCCGGGCACACAACAACCCCACCCCCCAGACUCGACUGGCUCUGGAGCAGACCCUUGGUACCAUCAAAAAGCAGGAGGAGAAGAUGUCGGUGGUUGGAGACAUCGUGGACAUGAAGGUGGACGGACCGACCAGGAUCGACUUCUCUGAACAGAGUAUGUCUCAGCGACUUUACGGGUGUGAAUCUCUAGCCAGCAACGCCAGACUACGACAAUUCCUUUCCUCCAAAGGAGGCUUCCUAGCAACCAGUGACUUUGUCAGCAGCAGAAUGUCGGAGCUAAAAGGUGGCAACACACCGCCUGUAACACCGCGGCGCAGCCCACGGCGAUCAAUGGCUGUUCCAUCAAUGAAGACACCCCCUAGUGUCAGCGACACACAGCUCAUGGAACUGGAAGCCAGGAAUGACCAACUCAACGCUGAUCUCGCACAGACCCUAAAAGCGGUGUCGGACUUGGAGGAAGGAAUAAGGAGCAUGGAGAAGAGUUCAUCCAGUGACCCCCGACUGACCUCAGCCAGGGAACAGCUGGCAACCAUCCUCACACGUAAAACCGACCUACUCAAAAGAAUUUCAACAACGGAGGCCGACAUAGUCAGGAAAGAGAAGGAAGUCAAAAAGAGGCGAUAGCAAAUCAGAUUUUGGUGACCAGGCCUCAUCGAAAAAUCUUGUGCAUUUAAACUUUUCUAUUCAAACAAAACUAACAAAAUAUUGAUGCUAUGAAGGAGCUUUAAUCAAGAACUGCUGAGAUAAUGGCCGUGUUUUUUCUUUAGAUCCAUGUUCUGUCCUUAUUUGUGAGCCCUGUUAUUUAUCUGACCAUUUUCUUCAUACUGUGAUACUUAUAUCUAUUUAUUAUUAUUUAAUUUGUGCAAUUUUUUUUUACAUAUAAUUAUAAUGUAUACAAUUGUUAAAAUGUGAUGUUUUUGAAAAUUAUUUUUACUAUGACAUUCCGUCCUAAUAGUAAAUGAAUUUAAUUUCUUUUCCAUUAUUAUCAAUUUACAAUGUACAUGCGUAUAUCAGAACCGUCCAAUAUUGUUUAUUUUGUUAACUGUCUCUCAGAAUUCAAGUCUAUGAUCCAGGCAAAAACAUUUGAAAUAAACUCACCUUGAAUAAUUACUGCUUUGAGGGUAAAAUUUAUGAUUUGUGUUUCGCUAUUUAAAAAUUGAAUAAUUGCAGAUAAAACGCUUGUAACUGUUUUUCCUUUUUCUAUGUAUUUUUUAAAACUUUGUAUUUUUAAGGAAAUAAAAUAUAUAUAUUAUAAUAAUGA